Molecule: messenger RNA, 2230 nt
Organism: Mugil cephalus (flathead mullet)
Lineage: Eukaryota; Metazoa; Chordata; Actinopteri; Mugiliformes; Mugilidae
Gene: glmna
Product: glomulin, FKBP associated protein a
Exons: 19
Coding region: 136-1911 (591 amino acids)
Cellular component (GO): cytoplasm
Molecular function (GO): ubiquitin-protein transferase inhibitor activity
Source: RefSeq, a predicted model, not a curated record
CCGGACGGUCAGUUCGCGCAGCCGCCUUCGCGCUCUUCUCAAGUAGCGUGUCGUGUUGGAUUCACAGGUCUGUCUGUGACAUGCAGCUAAGGUGAUUGUUGUAUGAAGUCAAAUCCAACCUAAAGAAUAAGCAGGAUGGCUCUGGAGCAGCUCAGUGAUGUGGUCCAGAGAUGUCAAGCUCUCCCAGAUGACAGCUACACCUCCGAGGAUCAUGACGUCUUCACGGUUGCCGGGCGGAGCUGCAUCGAGGAGGGACACAGCGCUCAGGUCCUCAGCAUCGUCCUGGACGAAAAGAAUCAGGUUAUAGUAAGAAGUAUGGGUUGGAAUCUGCUGCCUCCGCUGGUUGAAGUGCUGCUGAAGAAAGAAGAGAAGACGGUUCCUCAGUGCCUGGCCAUUUUUAACCACCUGAUAGAGACCUGCAGACCCAAAGAGCUGCUGAUUGGCCUGUUGGAGCAGCUGGAGCAGGACGACCCCGUCGCCAUAGCAGAGAGUCUCCUUUUGUUGUUGAAGCCUCUACAGAAAGUGCUGCUGAGCCUGGGCAGCCGCAAGCCGUCGUCCUUGGGCAUGACCCUGUCCUCUGUGCUGGACCAGGUGGCCAAAUUGCCCGUCCCCCGCACCAAGGAGCAAGAGGAGGACGACGUCUUCUCGCUGUGUCGCUGCUGCACCGAACUGACGGACUUUGUCAAACCUUUCGUCCAAGAGGCCGGGCAAAAAGUCCCCAACGGCGAGACACAGCAGGGCAAAGAGGACGAGCUGCGGACGGAGCUUCUGAAGUUCUGUAUGAAGACGCUGAGUCACCCUCUGUUGGAGAUUGAACUCAAGGAUCCCGACACUCUGCCCGUGUCUCCCCUCAGGACAUUUGCCACAGAGAUUUUGAACAUCCUGUGUGCCAUCGGAGAGCCCCUCCCCAGCCUGGUGUACCGGCCCAUGUUGAAGAGGAAGCAGGUUGCAGGUUUCCUGGAGGAGGAGGUCCGUUACCCUACAGAGUCUCUAGCCAGCUUAGCUCAUCUGGUGUUCGUCCAUCACCUGGCGGCAGAUACGUUCCCCAGCGUUUUCAGCCCUGUCUUCGCUCUUCGGAGUAACAUGGAGCACAUCUUCCUCCUCCUGUCCAGGACUGAUGACUUCAAGCUUCAGAAAGGACUGGAGCUGUACGAGAAAAGCCUGGUGCGGGUGGAGGACGGCAGUCUGCCUGCAGAUCUGCUGGAGAUCAAAACCUUCCUCACAGUCCCUCAGAACUUGGUGAAGGUCAUGACGAUAUGUCCGCAGCAUGACUUGAGAACUAAAGGACUGAAGGUGUUUCAGUUGAGCAUUGACAAGUUUGACAUUGAGGCCAAGUACCGUUUCUUCCAGUACAUGCUGCAGACCGGCAAUCACUCGGGAGUCGAAGGCUACGUCAUAAAAAAUAUCAGAAAUCAGAUCGACGUCGCCCUGCGGCCAGGUAACGGUAACAUCUGGUUUGAAGGAGUUCACCUUCUGCCUCUGCUGCGUAAGGUUCUUAGUCUUCCAGACGGCCCCGAGACUGACCUUCUGCAGUACCUGGACAGAGUCAUGGAGUCUCUGAACCUGCUGCGUUACCUGAUCAUCAGAGACAAGGUGACAGAGAACCAGACAGGCAUCUGGACGGAGCUCUAUAAGGUAGAAGACAUGUUCAUGAAGCCUCUGCGUGUCGGACUCAACAUGUCCAGAGCUCACUAUGAGAGAGAGCUGCAGAACACCGUGGAGAGCAAGAAGAAGAAGAAGAAGGCCAAAGAGGAGUCUGUACUUUCUGUAUCCGUUGGUGACGAGAAGCUGCCUAACGUAACAUCAGAGUCACAGAUUCAGGCUCUGCACUCAGCCCUGCACACGUUCGACAUGAUCGAGAGCGUCUUGGUGCGGAUAGAGGAACUCGUCGAGGCCAAGGACGAACUGUAAACAUGGACUACCACAGAUCCUCAUCAUCAUCUCAGGGGCUAACAAAAAAAAGUCUAAGUAUUCUGUUUGUCUCUUUUGUUAAAAUAAAAUGCACAAAUUGUACGGAUGCAUUGGCUCAGAGAGUUAACGGCAUGCACUGCCGGUGUUAUAUUGUUUUUUCUUCUCAGCCGGUCUGCAUUUUUCAGAAUAAAGUACAAAUGUGAAAUAUAUAAAUAUUACAUACAUCAUUUGUAAAACCUCUAAAUCUCAACGUUUGUAUCACUUCUCUAACAAGUGUCACACUUUUGUACUUACUUAAAUAAAAGUGUUAAUUCUUGUA